CAACAUCACAAGUAGAUGCGAGAAUGCUCUCUGAGAUAACCAGUAUGUGUGAAUCAGGACGAGGAGUGUGUCUUUGUUUGUUGGUGUCACAUGUUUUGGACUCCUCCCGACUCUGUCUCCUAUAAAACAGCAGCAGUUAGAGCAGCUCUUUGGGGUUUGCUAACUUCCACCCGAGGGGACUUCACUGUCAGCCUGGGCAAGACCACCACCACAACUAACACCUCCAUCACCGCUGGUCUCCGCAAACCACCCCAAGCAACAAACAAACAUGGCUCCUUUUGAGAAAUCCAUGGAGAUGAUGCCCUUCAAGCAGAGGAAAUGCCUUGAAACAAGAAAAGAUGAAGUGUGCAGCAUUCGGUCUAAAUUCCCCAACAAACUACCUGUGAUUGUAGAACGUUACGUCCGUGAAAAGACUCUCCCAUUGUUGGACAAAACUAAGUUCCUGGUUCCCUUUGAGCUCACGUUGGGUCAGUUCCUGUGCCUGCUCAGGAAUAAGAUUGCCUUAGACGCCACCCAGGCUCUGUUCCUCCUGGUGGCAGAGAAGAGUAUGUCCUGCAUGUCCUCCAGCAUGGGGGAGGUUUACACCCGCUACAGCGACACUGACGGCUUCCUCUACAUCACCUACGCCUCACAGGAGAUGUUUGGAGCACCUCAACCGGCAGCCAGGCCUCCUUGCUGAGCAUGAAAGCAAAUAAAAUGAACUGAACAUUGAACCAAUGGUGGUAACACCACACAACCAGACCGGGGGGAAAAAGGGACAAACUGAGCCAAGCUGACACUGUUUUUGUCCAGUUUUUUUUUAGACCCAAACUGCAUAUCAACCUACCUCAUGAGCCUUUCUGGACUUUUCAAACACAGCAGACACCCUUAAAAAGGAAACAACCAAGAAGAUGUUACUGACUGUAGCAGAGUAUUGCGAUCAUUCUCUGCUCCAAAAAUCAUAAAGAAAAUGUCAGAAUUAUGAUAUUUGCCUGUUGUAGGUCAAAAAAGGUAAAAAAUUUACCCUUCAGUUACUUCAGAAAUGCUGAGCUGCAACUCAAACAAACCUGUUUUCACAUUGCUGUAACACCAGUUGAGUGUAAAACCACCAUGACCACCACCACCACUUUGUCUAUGCUGCACAAACGGGGUCAAAGUCUUGCUGGUAAUCAGACUCCUUCUAAGCACUUAUGUCCCCUUCCUCCUCUCCUUUCUUUGAUUGAUUGCCUCUUCCUCCUUCUCUACCCUUUUUAAAAAAUGUGAAAUUGUGACUCCUGAGGCACUCACUGGAAACACAGACGUCAAUUUAAUACUGCUCUGAUUUGUUCUGUGAUCAUACAGCAAAGAAAAAUAAA
Larimichthys crocea (large yellow croaker) is the source of this 1334-nucleotide messenger RNA. RefSeq names its product microtubule-associated protein 1 light chain 3 gamma, like (gene map1lc3cl). The coding region runs from base 269 to 679 and encodes 136 amino acids. The record is from RefSeq and is a predicted model, not a curated record. NCBI's taxonomy places the organism in Eukaryota, Metazoa, Chordata, Actinopteri, Sciaenidae. The transcript has 4 exons.